GCUCAACCCGGUGUAGUCAUUCUGCAAAACACCGCACGAAUAUUCCAGAAUCCUAGUCCAUCGGCCCUCAGGCAACAAACGAAAUCCGGUCCACCACCCCAGCUACAGUUCUCGCUCCACCAAAAUGACCGAAGAAGAUACCACGGCGCAGGGAGAGACCCCCACGGAGAUCGCAGAGGAAAGCAAGACCGGCGAGGGAGAGACCGCCGAGAAGCCCGAGGAACGCCAGCUCCCGGCCUACCUGCGUCCGCCUCCCCAGGGCGAAGGGUCCGCGACCAACCACGACGACGGAGGCACCGAGCGGCAGCACCUACUCGGGGAGAAGAUCGGCGGCGACGAGACCGACGAGCUGCUCGCGCUGCUUGCCGRCAACGGAGCAAGAGGCUGCACCGGGAGUGCCUUCGACGCCGUUUUYGUCGGGGGGGCAGACGGGAGGCUCCACCAGAACUCCGAUUUUCUCAUCGAUUUCCGGCUCCCCAAGAGGGUCGAAAAGAAGAUGGCCUCGAUGAACACCAGGAUUGUCGCCAAGAUACAAAAAGGAAAGGAUACCGAGACAGCGGSUUGGUUUCGGGUGCACGAGGGAGACAAGGCGAACGCAGGCGAACCCAGUGGGGACGAUCCGAUGGUGGCCCUCCGAAUCUUGCUCGCACCGGGUCCGAAUUCCGUGGUGUACUACCUGCUCGACGAAACAGAAACCCCCGGCGUGGUGCUGAGCAGCGCCACCGCCAAUAUUUAUUUGUGGAAACACACCGAUGCCCUCGUGAUCAGCGACAUCGACGGGACCAUUACCAAAUCCAACGCCAAGGGGGCUCUGGGCACCACCAUCCUCCCGACCAACGAACACUUCUACGACAAGGUGUCCCACGAGGGUAUCUGCCACCUGCUUUCGUCRCUGGCAACCCGGGAAGGAGCAACAGCGGACGAACGAACCACGCGCGUCGUCUAUCUCACCUCUAGGCCCAUUACCCUCGCGAACCAAACCAGGGAUUUCUUGUCCGGCCUGAAGCAGAAGACACCGGCGCUCGGUGGUUCSGCUUCCGUCCUCCCGCCCGGGCCGCUCCUGGGGUUUGGYGGCAAGUUUUCCAAGGUCCUGAAGAUGGAGCUGCUGACCAAGUCGACCCAGAAAUUCAAGGCGGGCAAGCUGCAGAGCCAGGUGAUCGAGCCCUACCGGGAGGCGAACGAAGGAACGAACAGCGACGCCCCGCCGAUCCUGGCCGCGUUUGGAAACAACCUCAACGACGUACAGGCCUAUCACUUCAUYGGAACAAGCCUCGAGAACAUCUACAUGAUCAAUAAAAAGUCCAUGAUUGUCACCUUCGACAAGCCGGUUGGCGAUGGGGGUGACGAAAAUGGCGAAAAGGAAUCGUUUUUCUCCCACCAGUGGUACAAGGGCCGGAUCGGAGCCGAAUUCGAGGGAUACGCCGAUGCCAAGCUGCGCUACCGUCUCGGACUCUUCGAUGGAGACGAAGAGAAGAAGAAAAACGUCGAAAAAUACCUUGUGCCAGCGCCAAAGCCCUAGUCGUCUUUUACCGACGAUUGUGGUAGGUUUGCGUGCGGUUUUUAAUGGAGUUGGCACAACAGGACUACAAAACACCGGAUCGACCUGCCAUGCAAUGAUGGAGGUCCCCAGAGAAAAAGUCCUUUCCGUUAUCGAUGCCGUGGUGUUCUGGAUGGAAUGGCUUCAAGAACCUUCUAGAAGAGAAAAAAGGCAAGGCAGAACAAAACGAGAAUUGACGGAACAGAGCAGAGAGAAUCCAAUGCUCGAGCUAUUCGUCGAGUUGGUGGACAAAGGAAAAAAAACCGAGUGGCGAAGCACAGCAUCGUCUAUUGCGGGCAGCCAGCUUCUUUGUAGACAAUUUCUUCGAUUCGAUUCGAUUCGAUUCGAUUCGAUUCGAUUCAAAGCAAGCAAAUGUUUUGGACCAUAGCAGACCCUACUAGAAUAAGAAACGUAAUCAUCAAACAUUGUUGUUGUUGUUUUUCAUUAAUCUUGGCUGUUUCGUACCGGGCUUGUGCACAAUCCCUACGGACCACGCAACGUGGUUGGUUGGUUGGUUGCUCACAGAAGGGAAGGGAGCCAGGACCCGAGCCAGAAGCASGGCCACCAGUACGCCAGGACCGAAGGGUUCCCGGUGGCCGCGUGGUACACCCCGGGCCCGGGGCAGACCCCCCCGAUGCCCCAGCCCAGCCCAAAGAGGGCCGCGCCGAGGAGGAGCYUUUUAUCGAUGGUGGUGGUCGCCGGGACCYGGUAUUGCUUGGAGGACCAGGGCUCGYUGAGGGCCGGGGCGUUCUUCCACAGCACGUUGAAGCCGGGGACGAACUGGUAGCUCGCCGUGCUGACCAGGAGCCCGCCGGCCAUGACGAAGACCAGGGUGGGGUCCCAGGUCCCGUUCGCCAGGCCCUUGGCGUCCAGAAAGCCGGCAAUGUGCUUGUGCUUGACCAUYCCGCUGAGCCCCAGUCCGAGGGAGAAGAGCCCCCCCGAGGCCCAGGCCACCAGCGUGGAACGAACGCCCGGGGGUUGUGGUGGUGGGGUGCUUUCCUUCUUGUCCCUUGGUGAAGCAGAAGCAGCGGAAGCAAAGGGGAACAGGGAAGCGUAYCCCGAGGCCGCCACCAGGGCCCCGGUCAGGCCUUUCCCGAUCCACGCGAGGUGGGGGCCGCCGGUCGAUCCGGACGGCUCCCGGAUCCAGGGACAGUCCGGUUCGCACACCGUCGAGGUGAGCAUGCCCGUCGCCAUAAAGGCCAGAACGGCCG
Pseudo-nitzschia multistriata is the source of this 2748-nucleotide messenger RNA. Lineage: Eukaryota; Bacillariophyta; Bacillariophyceae; Bacillariales; Bacillariaceae. The record is from the annotation of a GenBank genome assembly.